ACGUCAAUCUUAUCAGCUCCCUUGUUGCCCAGUUCGUUUCUUGGCAGCAGUACUGCACGACUGUCUGCAACCUCGAUAGCCAUUGUGAAUCGAGACGUCCUAAUAUAAGCAGGCUCGGUGUGAGAGUCAGGUAUUGCGACCGUUAGAAAAGGGUUAUACGAGCAAGGUGACAUAGCGGAAGAACAUGCGGACGUGUGUGGUACUCCUAGCGGCCGCGUUGCUUUGCGUGGCACUGCUACAGCUGGCUGAAGCUAAAAAGCAACAGCAGGAAGGUCGGGAAGUUACAAAGAGCCAUCACCACGGGGGAUACAAGAAGCACCACCACAAAGAGCGUCGACACGAAGGCCACCAGGGACAGUACCAUGACAAGGGCCAUAAAGGAAAGCAUGGCAAGAGGUCGAGAAAUGAGCAAGCACCAGCAAAGGACAUUGAACCGAGUCUGUCACAGGGAGAACAGCUCGAUACGAAGACUGUCACUGAGAAGCCUCGAGAAGCUCACCAGAAGGAGCAGUACAAGAAACAGACCAAAGGUAAAAAGCAGCAGCAGCAUGGAUCGGUGUCACAGGAACAGGGCAAGCAAUUCAAGGCGAAAGACGUGAAGAAGCAAGACUACAACAAGGGACAUAAAUCGAAAGGGACCAAGGAACAGCUGCCGAAACAACGCAGAGAGGUGAAACAAGAAAAGCAGGAAGAGCAGCCUACAGUUGAAGACAAGACCUCAAAGGCACCUCAGAAGGAGGGUGCUAAACCUAAAGUGGAAGAAAACGUGCUGUCUGCGUCACAACAGGAUAACCCUCCCAAGACAGAGCAACGUUGUCCUGGCAGCGAUACCCAAAGAGAUCAAGCCACCAGCUCCCAGUGCCAAGCAGGAACCACUGCAACCGGUCAUGACCAGUGCUCACAAACCAAGGUGUCUAUUGGCCACGGGUGUCAAAUGGCAUGUGCAUGCCCAGAAACGGCAGUCUGCUUUGCACUCAAUGGAAACUCUCUGGGUGUCUGUAAGACUCCAGAGCCAGACGACCUCACACGAGGUGUCUACCUGAAAUGAGUCUUCCGGUGGAACUGACGCUCCUCAGGUCUACAUAUUUGUUGAUCGUAAGCAUUGUCAGCGUAACUCACAGGGUUUUCCUAUGUGCAGACACUCAUUCAACACGUUUUUGUACAAUGCGUCACCACUUCGAUGUUUGUUAAGCUUGUGUGUAAAUAAGUUUUAAUAAAAUGUCUGUUCAAUUUUUA
This is a messenger RNA of Ornithodoros turicata, 1236 nucleotides long. RefSeq lists its product as uncharacterized. Lineage: Eukaryota; Metazoa; Arthropoda; Arachnida; Ixodida; Argasidae. The record is from RefSeq and is a predicted model, not a curated record. The transcript is spliced from 6 exons. Bases 185 to 1048 code for a protein of 287 amino acids.